CAGCCUGGUCUCAUUGCAUGACAGCACCACCGAGGUGCCAGUUGGUCGCACCUUCAAUGUAAAUCACGCUAGACGGAUUCAAUAACGCUACCCUGGAGUACCUCUCUAAACUGGCGAACGCCGUCACAUAUGCCAUGGCUGAGCCGAGCCGGCUCUUGGGGCAGGGGACGAAUGCCAACGACCUCGAGGACAGCGACCUAGACGGCGAGCACGAGGAGGACGAUGUCGACAUGGAUGCGCAAGCUCACGAAACAACACCGGGCGGAGACACUACGGACGCAGAGGGCUCGGACGAGGAUGCCGAGGGCGAAGAUGAUGAGGAAGCUGGGGACCCAGUUGGAGCUGUCAAGAUAUCUGCAAACAAUGAAGCUUCCGAAGAAGAGGACGGAGAGGAUGAGGACAAUGACGCUGAAGUGGACAUGGAAUCUGAAUCCGAUGCCAAGCCUAGCGACAGCGAGGGUUCCGAUUCGAGCUCAGAAUCCGAAGCGGGAAAUGAGUGGGAGGCAGCGAGCGAUGCGGCCGAAGAAGUCGAAACCGAAAUCGCCGAUCCCAACCGCUGCGUGUUUUGUGGAGAGGACGAAGAGCACGAUCCAGGCGAAGAGUUCGAAGAAUAUCUGGCGUGUGCCGUGUGUGGGGAUAACGGUGCGUUAUCAUCAGUGCCCAAACUUGCACGAGAUCUCCUGCCUGCACACCGUGGUGUGGAUAAGCCAGGACAGCACUCCGUGUUCAACGAUCUGAUAUUGCCCGACGACCCCAUGGAUGGGUCGCGAUCUCUACGGAAACGCAAAGCAUCGAACGAGGAAGAGCCAGCACCUGUUCGGCCACUACGGAAGAAGCGCAGGCCGUCAGAAGAAAUAUCUGACGAUGAAGCCGUCGAUGCGUCACUAGCCGCAUCGUCCCCUCGCGCUGUAAGAAUUGCAGUGUCUGAGGCUAUUGAGACUGACGAUGGGCAUCACACAGGGGCCGAAGAGACAUCGCCGAAGCGGUCAUCGCGGGCUCGUAGCUCGAGGUCUAAAGUAGAGAAAAAGCUGUUGGCAUGGACUGUGGACUCUCCCGGCGUCAGCCUAAUUGUUGCGUUUCACCUGGACAAUGAACGCCUCCAGAAGAUCCUGUCAACCAAACCCAAAAAGAAACGCAUCCGCGAUCGAUCACGCAAAACGCAGCAAGUCGUCCCUGAAGAGCCGGAGGUAUCACACUACCCUGCUAUACAGAACCACUAUGCCACGCCGUUCUAUGCACUCGCUGAGAAGGACGUGGAUGAGACGAAGAAUAAACCAUAUGGUGGCAUUCUCUCAGAAGCGGAUGCAGACACAUCUAAGACGUACCCCGGUCCAGCUGAUCGAAAGAGGUUUGAGGAGGCUCGACAAAAGGCGGAAGAAGAUUGGAAGCAGAAACAAGUUGCUCUCUAUGGUAUCCCGGAAGCUUCCAGUCGAGCCCACAAGGUGUCGGGGCCUCCAAGCAAGAUCAAAUGUAUCAGCUUUGGUGGCUGGGAGAUCGACACAUGGCACGCAGCGCCGUAUCCCGAAGAGUAUAGUAAGAACAGGGUGCUCUAUAUUUGCGAGUUCUGUCUUAAGUACAUGAACUCGGAUUACGUGGCAUGGAGACAUAAGUUAAAAUGCCCAUCCAAGCACCCUCCAGGCGAUGAGAUUUAUCGCGAUAAACAGUUCAGCUUCUUCGAAGUCGAUGGUCGCAAAAAUCCUGUCUACUGUCAGAACCUUUGCCUGCUUGCCAAACUCUUCCUGGGCUCAAAGACGCUCUACUACGAUGUGGAACCAUUCCUCUUCUAUGUUAUGACAGAGAACAACGACUUUGGCUGCCACUUCGUGGGCUAUUUCUCCAAAGAAAAGCGGCCGAGCUCGCUCAACAAUGUCUCCUGCAUCCUUGUCCUCCCCAUCCACCAGCGCAAAGGAUACGGCCAAUUCCUGAUUGAGUUCUCGUACUUGCUCACUCGCAAGGAGGAGAAAACGGGCAGCCCGGAGAAGCCCCUCAGUGACAUGGGUCUUGUCACCUACCGUAAUUACUGGCGCCUCGUCCUGUGUAAUGAACUGAAGGACCAACGCGACCCUAUCAGCAUCACGACGAUCUCUAAGCGUACUGGCAUGACGCCCGACGAUAUUAUAUCUGCGCUCGAAGGUCUCCGUGCUCUAGUGCGGGAUCCUAUCACCAAGACAUACGCCUUGAGGCUCGACUAUGCCUUCUUCAAGCAGCAUGUUGAGAAGGCCAACGCACGCAAUCACCCACGAGUCAAAGAAGAUUCUCUUGUGUGGACUCCAUAUGUUAUGAGCCGCAACAACAUCUCUCAAUACGAAGAUGGCCCUGCCAUUCACACGGUCCAGCCGCGCGACGAGGAGCAGGAAGACGGCGACCUGGUACCAGAAGAGGGCGUCCAGAUGGCCCUGGCCAAGCAGGUCAACGGCUCAGCCGGGGGAGCUUCCCGUCCCAUGUCUAACACAGGCUCACAAGACAACGAAGCCGAUGACGGAGACCCCAUGACCCCGUUUCUAGAUUCUAUUGCCGUGUCGACACUCGGCACACCCCUCGCAAACGGCAAUGGCAACGCUGCUACACCCCCUACAGUAAUCGCCGCAUAUCGCAUCCCGCCCACCCGCUUCGAAGUCUACCCUCCUCCUCCGGGUAUGCCAGCUCCUAAGCGUCGUGCUGGUCGUCCCUUCGGAGCUCGCCGUCGCCCCAGCACACCAGCUAAGCGCAACAGUGUCAACGUCACCCCACUCCCUAUGCCGCUUGGAAACUCCACGCAGAUAUCUCCAUCACGCAAUGGCACUGGCAAGGCUAUGGGCAAGGCUUCGCCGCUGCUCAAUGGCGUAAGCAAUGGAGUCUCCACGCCAUCUACGACCGUGAGGAGGACUCGUAGUAAGCUCCAUGAAUCCGUUAAUGGGCUUGGCUUUGAACUUAGCCUAGGUCUAGGGGAGACACCCGAAGACGAAGGAGGCGAAGUCCGAGUCAACGGGACAAGUGCCGCGAGUGCGAGUCCCCGAACGACUAGGGGGAGAGGGAAAGUCAUUGAGAUGGAAGCUGACGAAGACCUCGAUGCAGAGGGCGAGGAAGAGCCGUUGGAUAUGGUCAUGGCGGAUGCGUGAACGCAGUCUUUUGACAUGGGUCUUUGCUUAUACCGCAGCGAUUUAGGCCGGUCGUUCUGCUGGAUACGUGUACGAUUCUUGAAGGUAUGGUGUCUCGGCUCGGCUUUUGGUGCUGGGUGUCUACGGCGUCUCUCAGUCUUAGACAGACUUCUCUGCUUCUCCUCACCCCUUUCAUCUGGAGGACAUUGGGCGGAUGGGAAAAGGAUAGCGGGCUUGCGUUGCCGAAUACCUUCUAAUCUGCAUGGCGUUGCAUAACCUAGUUAAUCCGGCCCAUAAUUGGAUAGGUAGUAGUUCGUAAAUAAAGUAUCGAGGCAGUAACUCACAUGCUUUAACCAUC
This is a messenger RNA of Mytilinidion resinicola, 3435 nucleotides long. RefSeq lists its product as uncharacterized. The coding region runs from base 135 to 3098 and encodes 987 amino acids. Gene Ontology annotation, molecular function: histone acetyltransferase activity. The record is from RefSeq and is a predicted model, not a curated record. Gene Ontology annotation, biological process: regulation of DNA-templated transcription. The transcript has 4 exons. Lineage: Eukaryota; Fungi; Ascomycota; Dothideomycetes; Mytilinidiales; Mytilinidiaceae.